This is a messenger RNA of Acomys russatus (golden spiny mouse), 1095 nucleotides long. RefSeq names its product lymphocyte antigen 86 (gene Ly86). Gene Ontology annotation, biological process: positive regulation of lipopolysaccharide-mediated signaling pathway; innate immune response. Lineage: Eukaryota; Metazoa; Chordata; Mammalia; Rodentia; Muridae. The transcript has 4 exons. The record is from RefSeq and is a predicted model, not a curated record. Bases 3 to 455 code for a protein of 150 amino acids.
CCAUGAACAGUGCGACAGCUGCCCUCCUUGUGUGGAUUUUGUCUUCUCCCAGCAGCAGUGGCCAUGACAAAGGGAAAGGUUGGCCCACACACAUGGCCUGCAGUGGUGGAGGCUUGGAAGUCUUCUACCAGAGUUGUGAUCCCUUACAGGACUUCGGCCUUUCCAUUGACCAGUGUUCCAAACACAUCCAACAGAAUCUCAACAUUAGAUUUGGCAUCAUUCUGAGAGAGGACAUCAGAAAGCUAUUUCUGGACAUAGCUCUUGUCGCAAAAGGCUCUUCUGUUGUGAACUUCUCCUAUCCCAUCUGUGAGGAGGACCAGCCCAAGUUCUCUUUCUGUGGAAAAAGAAAAGGAGAUUUGGAAAACAUCCCAUUAAGUGCUUUCUGUACAAUGCCUUCUACCUGCACUGCUAUUGUGAAGACAAGGCCAAAAGCUACCUUCCAGGCAGCACAUUGAAGAGCAUUAAUCUUGGCUGACAACCUGACAACCUCUAUAAAGCAUGCUGGAGACACAGCGCAUCCGCAAGCCUUGCUAUUCACUUGUUUAACAAAUGCAAGCCCAGGGAAUCUGGUCACUGAUUUCUGCCAUAGCAGAAGGAGAUUAAGCAGCUCUAUUUGAAGCCUCAAUUAUGAAAUAUGUCACCCCUUUUCUACCUGACCACUCACCUGGCCUCUGGGGCCAUUUGAGACCACCCGCUUCUGUAAGCCCUGUUGCUGCAGGCUUUAUGCUCUGAUGGUUCCCCACCCCACACUUUGUUCUCAACCUCUCAUGAUGCCAGCUUCUCGCCCUGGCCUUUAUCAACCCUCUCAAUAGCCUGAGUGACAAGAUGUCUUCACUCUUCUUCCCAUGGAUGAACCUACCUGGAAAACUGUACAGUCUCUCCUGCCAUCCUCACUCCCAGUGUCAUUUCGUAACUGCGGACAGCAUGUCACCAAAAGCAAUAUUAUUCUGGGACAAUGUCCUGCUCCGGUGCCUCAGCCCUCUGCCUGCCUACUGAAAGAUAGAAUGGGGCUCAGCUCAGCCCAGCAGCUCUCACAACUCAUCAGCUUUGCUUGGAGGCUGUGCUUAACUGCAGAUGGAUGGACCAUCCUGGCAU